This is a messenger RNA of Aureobasidium namibiae CBS 147.97, 993 nucleotides long. RefSeq lists its product as uncharacterized. The transcript has a single exon. The record is from RefSeq and is a predicted model, not a curated record. The coding region runs from base 1 to 993 and encodes 330 amino acids. NCBI's taxonomy places the organism in Eukaryota, Fungi, Ascomycota, Dothideomycetes, Dothideales, Saccotheciaceae.
AUGGGUCGGACGAAGAAGGAGGUGCAUGAUGGGAAGCAGACGCUGAAGCAGGCAAAGGCAGCUUUCAAGGCGCGCGGUUCUACCCUUGUCACCGACACCGAGAAGCGACAACUCGAGCGUGGCGCCAUCUUACUGCAGCGAGCUGAACGCAUCAAGGAGGCCGAGACGCGGAAGAAGGAGGUUCUGAAGAAGAAGACUCUCCAAGACACAAAAGCAACAAAGGCCUGCCUCUUGGGCACUCAACGCGUCAAUGACAAGUUCGGCUACCAGAGGAGUCAGUUCCAUCUGGGCGCAUUUCUGAAGCCCAAGGCUGCUGUUCCAGCUGCGCCGUUGCCAGAUGUGCAAGAAGAAGACCCACCAGAAGAGCCAUGGGAAGACGACGGUGUAGACGACGAUACUCUGCUCGACCUGGCUGGAGAGUCACCAGUCACGACUACCAAAGCACAACCCGCCCACACCCAAGCGCCUGCGCCUUCACAGCAGACGCCUAGUAAGACUCAUGGCCAUGCAAAGAACCAACUCGGUUCACCCUCGACGACCGACGAGUUUGGAAGCUUCGACGACCUCUUCGACCGUAGCUCUCAGAUAAACCUCUCGACCCCCCAGAAGCCUGCAAACGCUCCGUCAACGACACGUUCGUUCGAUCGUAUACCAUCCUUUACCUCCGGCGAUUUCGAUCUGUCCGCAGACGACCUUGAAGAGCUAGACUGGUCGGUCGAUAAUCUGCCGAACAACAACAUCUCGUCGCCACAAGCAUUGCGACACCUCAACAAGAACGGCGGCGACAUGAGAAACUGGCUGGAUGGGAAAGAGAUGGGCCAUGACCUCGACCGAAAGUUGAUGCCUCCUCCGCCUGCCAUACCCAAAAAAUGCAUACCGGCUCGUGUUGACUCUGCGGCACAAACAUCUGUGCCACCACACGGGAUCAGUUUCGCCGAGCUUGAGCAUUUGGCUGCCGAAGAAAUACAGCUGAGCCAGUUUGGGGACUGGUGA